CUGCAGAGCUGAGAGCUGAGAGCAGCUCACCAUCAGCUGAGCGUCCAGAUGAACCAGCAGCACCGACUCAUCCGCCGAGCAGCAGCCGGCUCUGCGCUGCGCUCCCUCGGCUAGAGGCGCGCUGUGUCUGCUGCUCCUCACAGCUUCUCCUCCAUUCUGUGUUUCUGCUGCAGACAUGGUGCUGGGCAAAGUGAGGGCCUUGUCGGUCUACUUUGACUUUGACAGCCUGAAUGAGAACAACCUGCCUGCGUUCUCCGGUGGAGACCUGGUGACCGGCCGGGUGGUGGUGGAGGUGAGCGGAGCUGUGCGGGCGAAGAGCCUCCACAUCACCGCCAGAGGAGUCGCCAAGGUCCGCUGGACCGAGUCCCGGAACGCCGGAGCCAACACGGCUUACACCCAGAACUACACCGAGGAGGUGGAGUACCUGCACCACCAAGACACCUUGAUAGGAGAGGAGACAGAUGAGGAGUGUCCAGAGGAAGGUCUGACUGUUCUCCACGCCGGAUUACACGAGUUCGCCUUCAGCUUCAACCUGCCUCAGAUGGCUCUGGCCACUUCCUUCGAGGGGAAGCACGGCAGCGUGCGGUACUGGGUGAAAGCUGAACUCCACCGUCCGUGGCUGCUGCCGGUCAAAGUGAAGAAAGAGUUCAUUGUGUUCGAGCACAUCGACAUCAACACGCCGCUGCUGCUGGCCCCUCAGGCUGGUACAAAGGAGAAGACGCUGUGCUGCUGGUUCUGUGCUUCAGGUCCGAUCUCCCUCAGUGCCAAGAUAGAGCGAAAGGGCUACACACCAGGCGAGUCGAUCCAAAUCUUCGCCGAGGUGGAGAACUGUUCGUCCCGGGUCGUGGUGCCCAAGGCCGCCCUGUACCAGACCCAGACCUUCUUCGCCAAGGGCAAGGGCAAGCAGAUCCAGCAGCUGGUGUCCAAUCUGAGAGGAGACCCUCUGCUGCAGGGGAAGAGUCAGAGCUGGGAGGGCAAGCUGCUGAAGAUCCCCCCGGUGUCGCCCUCCAUCCUGGACUGUCCCAUCAUCAGAGUGGAGUACGCCCUGGUGGUGUACGUGGACGUUCCCGGCGGGUUGAAUUUGUCUCUCUCGUUGCCGUUGGUGAUAGGGACCAUACCGCUGCACGCCUGCGCCACCCGCACCUCCAGCAUCAGCAGCAACUGCAGCACUUUGAGCUGGCUGGGCCUGUCGGAGAGACCCGAGGCUCCGCCGAGUUACAGCGACCUCGCCAUAUCAGAGUCUCACAGACGGGACUGUCUGCACGGCUGUGAUCGGUCCGACGGCGAGGGAGAGGACCGGGGAUCUCUGCUGACGUACAUCACAGAGUUCAGAUAUCUGCCGCCGCCACUCUACGCUGAGGUCGACCCUUACCCCGACCCCGUGGAGGUGUGCGGCGCCGCCGACGUCAGGAGACUCGACACGUGUCCGUCCCGCUGAGGAGAGCUUGGUGAGCUCGGAGGGCUUCUGCACAAACCAGACACCGUCACCCCUCAGCUGCAGGCCCCGCGUAGCCAGCUUCUCACCAGAUUAUAUAUCACCAUAAAUAAGGCGAGACCCUCCCUGACCCGGCAGAGUCAGCUGACAGAGUAUUCGGUGACCGUUGAUGUAUGGACCAGGGAUUUUUCGAGCCAUGCUGGAUCCUCCAUAUCCUGUGCUCAAGAUGAGGCAAACACCACUAUGUGACGAGGCUGACGAUCACUCCCAGCGGUCAGAAGACGCCUCCUCACGCCUCGCAGUGAAUUUUGCACAUACCGUAAUUACUGUUUUUUUUCUAUCGGUGGUUUUUACAUAUACUGCAGAUUGCCGCGGGCCUAUAUGCUACAGUACAGUCUGUCCACAAACUCUUAGAAUAUUGUACUCUUUACUAUAAAUGGCACAUUUUAAGACGGGACAAAAAAGCUAUCUUCACUUAUUAAAUGGUAGUUUGGGCUUCUGGGGGCUUGCAGGUGUCGCUGUCACUAACCAGACUUCAGGUGGAAAAUGUCCAAUUCUGUGAGACAUAAAACAAAUAUUGCAGAAACAUAAACGACCACCUCGAGCACUUAAAGUAAAGCUCCGAUUGUGUGUGAAUGUGUGUGUGAGAGAGAGAGAGAGGUGUGUGUGUGUGUGUGUGUGUUGGUUUAACUGACCAGGUGUAAACCCAAACAGGGUCUAGAGAUAAAGCACAACUCCGACCAACCAAGAUAAAGAACCACGAGUCGCCUGUCGUCGGGUUCUGCUCUGAAACUAAAGCUUCUCUUGCUGUAGAUUUUUUUUUUUUUCGGGUGUUAAGAAGCUUGCAAAAAAAACGAAUGGUAAAGCAUAAAAAUAAAAAAGAUAAAAAUGUUUA
Molecule: messenger RNA, 2330 nt
Organism: Sebastes umbrosus (honeycomb rockfish)
Lineage: Eukaryota; Metazoa; Chordata; Actinopteri; Perciformes; Sebastidae
Product: arrestin domain-containing protein 3-like
Exons: 8
Coding region: 176-1438 (420 amino acids)
Biological process (GO): protein transport
Cellular component (GO): cytoplasm
Source: RefSeq, a predicted model, not a curated record